Messenger RNA from Oldenlandia corymbosa var. corymbosa, 3303 nucleotides. NCBI's taxonomy places the organism in Eukaryota, Viridiplantae, Streptophyta, Magnoliopsida, Gentianales, Rubiaceae. The record is from the annotation of a GenBank genome assembly.
AUGGCUCUGAAACGGAACCCUGCAAUUCUCUUGCAGCUUUGCUUCAUCUUUCUCCAAUACCUUCACCUCUCCAAUGCUCAAUCGUUUUUGGGAGUGAAUUAUGGCCAGGUGGCGGACAAUUUACCGCCGGCGACUGUGACGGCGAACUUACUGAAGUCAACUAGCUUUGAGAAGGUGAGACUGUACGGAGCCGAUCCAGUUAUCAUCAAAGCGUUGGCAAACACCGGCAUUGGGAUCGUCAUCGGCGCGGCUAAUGGCGAUAUCCCAGCCCUUGCCGCCGACCCGAACUUCGCGGGCCAAUGGGUCGGAAACAACGUCUUGCCUUAUCUUCCGGCGAGCAAAAUCACCGUCAUCAACGUCGGCAACGAAGUCAUGACCUCCGGCGACCAGAACCUUAUCUCGCAACUGUUACCGGCCAUGAAAAAUGUUCAAAACGCCCUCAAUGCCGCUAGGCAGGGCGGGAUUAUCAAGGUGUCAACGGUGCAUUCAAUGGCCGUGUUGACUCAGUCAGACCCGCCUUCCUCCGGCCAAUUCAAUCCCGGUUUUGGAGAUGCAAUGAAAGCGUUAUUACAGUUUCUCAAGGACAACGGUUCACCUUUCAUGAUAAACCCGUACCCGUACUUUGCAUACGGGAGCGAUCCGAGGCCGGAGACGUUAGCUUUCUGUCUGUUCCAACCGAACGCGGGCCGGGUCGACUCAGGAACCGGAAUUAAGUAUAUGAACAUGUUUGAUGCGCAGGUAGAUGCUGUGCAUUCUGCAUUGAGUGCAAUGGGAUUCAAGGAUGUAGAGAUUGUGGUUGCAGAGACAGGUUGGCCUUAUAAGGGCGAUCCAAAUGAAGUUGGUCCAGGUGUAGACAAUGCAAAAGCUUAUAAUGGUAACUUGAUAAAUCAUCUGAGAUCUAUGGUUGGCACUCCAUUGAUGCCAGGAAAAUCAGUUGAAACUUAUAUCUUUGCCCUCUAUGAUGAGAACUUGAAACCUGGACCAACCUCGGAAAGGUCGUUCGGGCUCUACAGGUCUGAUCUAAACAUGAAUUAUCAGCUUGAUCUUUCAAAGAAUAGUCAGCCUCCAACUGCUCCAGUGACUCCGGCAACUCCAGUCACUCCCGUGGCUCCUGUGACUCCUGUUCCGGUUACUCCCACAGCUCCAGUCACGCCAACACCAAAGCCCCAAUCUGGUUGGUGCUUGCCUAAGCCAGGCGUUCCUGAAGCACAAUUACAGCAAAAUCUCGACUACGCUUGUAGCCAAGGUAUUGAUUGUAGUCCAAUUCAAAAUGGUGGAACAUGUUUUGAACCAAAUACUGUAGCAGCGCAUGCUGCUUAUGCCAUGAAUCUACUCUUCCAAACUGCUGGCAGGAAUCCCUGGAAUUGCGACUUCCGGCAGACCGCCACCCUCAUUGAUUCUAAUCCAAAAGAGAGGGUAAAGGAUAAGUUGAUACAAAAAUUGAUGAAGGUCGGAUUAAGUAAUACCAUGAAGGAAGAGGAAGCGGAGGGGCAGUUUCUGGGAGUGGAGCAGUUUGAGGAGGGUAACGAAGGGGAUGAGAAUGCUAUGAAGGAAACAACGUCCUCCGGGGAACGACAAGGAGCCAGCCAGGAGAAUAUAGAGGCAGUUAAUUUGAACUUACAUGGAGAGGUUGGGGAAAAUGAAAUUGUGAAUGAAUACGAUAGCGGAGGCGGCAGUGAUGAUAAGUGUUUGGGAGCUGAGGAUGAAGGCAACACUGCUCCCAUUCCCGAAAAGGUCCAGGUCACUGGCUCACCAGCUUAUAAAAUUGAUAGGAAACUGGGCGAAGGAGGGUUCGGACAGGUGUAUGUUGGUCGGCGUAUUGAUCCACCAAACCCGCCAGAGAGUACCACCGGGCCUAAUGCCGUUGAGGUGGCAUUGAAAUUUGAGCAUAGAAGCAGCACAGGUUGCAACGAUGGUCGACCACCGUAUGAAUGGCAAGAAUGGAUUAUGGAACAAUGGGAGAAGGAUUUUUACAUUAGUGCCAUAGCAGGGGCAAAUAAUGGGAGCUCCCUGGUUGUCAUGUCAAAAGGUACUCAGUAUGUGAAACAGUCUUAUAAAGUCAGUGAAUCAUUCCCUUUCAAAUGGAUAAAAAAGAAAUGGAGGGAGGGAUACUAUGUCACAGCAAUGGCAACUGCGGGAAGUAGAUGGGCAAUCGUCAUGUCCCGUGGUGUUGCGGAGCUCAAAGAACGGCACGCGGCGGCGACGCAGACUGUCAAUUCUCUCCGAGAGAAAUUGAAACAGAAGCGUCAACUUCUCCUUGACACCGACCUGGCAGGAUAUUCAAGGUCGCAAGGGAAAACUCCGGUGAGCUUCGAUCCUACGGAUCUGGUGUGCUGUCGGACGUUACAAGGUCAUACUGGAAAGGUGUAUUCACUUGACUGGACCCCAGAGAAGAAUCGUAUUGUUAGUGCAUCCCAGGAUGGCCGGUUAAUUGUGUGGAAUGCUCUCACAAGCCAGAAAACACAUUCAAUUAAGCUACCUUGUGCAUGGGUCAUGACUUGUGCGUUCUCACCAACUGGGCAAUCUGUUGCCUGUGGUGGACUUGAUAGUGUUUGCUCUAUUUUCAACCUGAAUUCUCCAACUGACAAGGAUGGUAAUCUACCUGUAUCAAAAAUGCUUACUGGGCAUAAAGGUUAUGUGUCGUCAUGUCAGUAUGUGCCUGAUGAAGAUACGCACCUGAUAACUAGCUCCGGAGAUCAAACAUGUGUGCUGUGGGAUAUAACUACAGGUCUUAGGACAUCUGUCUUUGGAGGAGAAUUUCAGUCCGGGCAUACUUCUGAUGUUUUGAGUGUCUCCAUCUGUGGAUCAAACUCAAGAAUGUUUGUAUCUGGAUCUUGUGAUGCCACUGCCCGUCUUUGGGACACCAGGGUUGCUAGUCGAGCUGUUCGCACAUUUCAUGGCCAUGAAGGAGAUGUCAAUACUGUGAAGUUUUUCCCUGACGGGAAUAGAUUUGGAACAGGUUCUGAAGAUGGAACUUGCAGAUUGUUCGACAUUAGAACUGGCCACCAGUUACAGGUGUAUUAUCAGCAACAUGGGGAUAAUGAGGUGCCCCCGGUAACUUCCAUUGCGUUUUCGAUUUCUGGCAAGCUUCUCUUUGCUGGGUAUGCUAAUGGUGAUUGCUACGUAUGGGAUGCCUUAUUGGCGAAGAUGGUUUUGAAUUUGGGAUCUCUUCAAACUUCUCACGAACACAAAGCUCGGAUAAGUUGUUUGGGAUUGUCAGCGGAUGGAAGUGCUUUAUGCACAGGAAGUUGGGAUUCAAACUUGAAGAUAUGGGCUUUUGGAGGGCAUAGGAGAGUGAUUUGA